AUGUGUUUAUGCAGGCACACCUCUACUGCAUCCAUAAUAGUGUGAUCACACCAGUAGGAAUGCAUUCAGAAGGCAGACAACACACACACACCACACAGCCAGUGAGCAGGUUUAUGUCAUGUGAUUGGAAGUUUAGGGACUUAUCUCACUCACAUAAUGAUUCCUAAGUCAAGGUCGUCCAAGGUCAUAAAAUCAAGCCAAGUGGAGCCUGGAUUAAUAAUUGAAGUAUGUGGAUCAUAGCAUGAGAUGAUGUCAAGAUGGGUAUGUCACUCAUGAGCAAAUGUUAUGAUGCUCAAUAUGUGAUGUGGAGAGGAGGGUAAUGGAUUAAAGCUGUGCAUGUGCAGUGUUCUAAAAGAUAUUGUGUGUGUGCGCGUGUGUGUGUGUGUGUGUGUGUGUGUGUGUGUGUAUCAGACAGGAGAAUGUGUCUGAGCUGCUGAAGACCAUGUUUGAGGGGGAGCGGACAGAAGCAUCGGUCGUCAACGGAACUCAAGUGCUACUUACAUUACUGGAGUCACGGAGGACGGGGCUUGAGGGGCUUAUGGAUCUGUAUUCUCAGGGAAGUGAACGGUCGUACACUGUCAGCGGCAGUAUUCUGCGUGCUAUUGAGCCUCAUCUUAAAGACUUCCAGCAACUUCUACUUGACCCUCCCAAGAAAAGUGCAAUAUUGACGACGGUGGGCGUGCUGGAGCAGCCCCUGGGUAGUGCCCGUCUGCACGUGGCACGGCUGGUGGCCGCUCUGCUCCAGACCAGCGAUGCCAGCCUCUGCCACGAGCUCUGCCGCCUCCACAUCAUGGACAAGCUGCUGGAUCUCUUCUUCAAGUACACCUGGAAUAACUUCUUGCACUUCCAAGUGGAGCUGUGCGUGGCGUCCAUCUUGAACCACUCCGGCCCCUGUGAGUCCCUGGCCCUAGCCUCUGUGGCUACCUCUGGCCUGCAGAACCACCUGGAGCAGGCGCCGCCCGCAACGACCUCCACAACGACCUCAGCAGCCUCCGGAGACACAGGCUCUGCCCCCACCACCUCCCCUAGCCCCGCCCCUAGCCCAAGCCCCGCCCCUGCUAAUGCCGCCAACGCCGACGCCGCCACCUCCAGCCCCCCCGCCGACGGCGAGGCCAAAGCGCCGCUGAGCAGCGUGGCCGAGCCCCCCGCCCAGACCUCCGUCCACGACAUGCUGGUGGCACAUCUCUUCCAGCAGUGCCGUUUGGUACAGAGGAUUCUGGAUGCCUGGGAGGAGAACGACAAGAUUCAGUCAGAGGGGGGCACCAGGCGAGGCAACAUGGGCCACCUGACGCGCAUCGCCAACACGGUGGUGCAGAACCUGGAGAAGGGCCCUGUGCAGUCCCACAUCAGCGGUCUCAUCAAAGAGCUGCCAGAGGACUGCAGGGGGCGCUGGGAGAGCUUUGUUGGGGAGACGCUGAGAGAAACCAACAGGAGGAACACCGUGGACCUGGUGAGCACACACAACCUCCACUCAUCCAGUGAGGAUGAUGACAUGGAGAGUCCAUUCCCCAAUGACCUGUCUAUCCAGCAGGCUUUCUCAGACUAUCAGAUCCAGCAGAUGACUGCCAACUUUGUGGAUCAGUUCGGCUUCAAUGAUGAAGAGUUCCACGAACACGACGAAAACAUCAAUGCUACAUUCGACCGCAUUGCUGAAAUCAACUUUAAUAUCGAUGCGGAGGAGAAUAGUGCCAAUGCAGCUGCAUUUGAGGCAUGCUGUAAGGAGAGGAUACAGCAGUUUGAUGACUGUGAGGAGGAAGAGGAGGAUAUCUGGGAGGACAAAGAGAUAAACUAUGCAACACAAGUUAAAUCUCGAUCCAGGUUUGGAGUGUGUCUGUCGUCAGACGGAGCCUCUAAAGCGCUGAAGAACGGUGGGCGAGGGGGCCGCAGGUCGGCCUCUGAUGACGAUGAAGAGGAGGGGCCAAAACAGGCCGCGGCCCACUCUCCCUCCCCUAAAGGGCCAGCGGCUCCAGAGACGCAGAGCCCAGGCUGGACAGCCACGUUUGGCGAUGGGGACGCGAGUGGUGUGUGUGUGGGCUCCAGCCCCUGGGGUACCCCCUCCACUGAGCAGAGUGCUCCCAACACACAAGACACCGGCUGGGCCAACUUCACAGAGUUCCAGCCCUUCAGCAGUUCAGGCAGCAGUGCCACAGGUGCCCAGGCCACACAGACCCCAGACAAAAACACGGGCUCGGGGGUGUGGGAGGUGUGUGGUGGGGGCAGGAAGGCUCCCCUGGUGGCCUCAGACAGCAGCAGCUCCGGGGGCUCCGACAGCGAGGAGGAGGGAGAGGAGGCGCGCGCUGGAGACAAGAGCGCCCCCAAGAGUGAGGUACAGGUGCCGAUAGAGAAGCUGAGUGUGUCGGACAGCCCCCAGAAGGCGGAGUCAGGGGGACCCCCCCUCCAGCAUCACCCCCGGCAUCAACCUCCGCCACAGCCCCCGCCACAGCCUCCGCCACAGCCUCCGAGAACAUCACUGUGACAGACAAGAAAGUUGAGUGGCCUUCAUCAGGUGGCCCGACGCCCAAUGGUCCAGUCUGAGCUGAGUUGGGCAGUGAGUGGAGGGUUGAGGAGGGAGUCGCCGUCUUCACCCAGCCCACCCCUCCACAACAACAACAACAACAACAACAACAACGCCGCCUCCUCCUUUCCCAGUCUGCUUCCGUCUGUCCUCCCCGUGGAAACAUGAAAACGAAAAUAAAAAACAAAAAGGAGAAAAAAAAGAAACCUUGAUGCCACUUGUGGUGUUUUCGCUUGACCAUGCGGCCUCACCAGUGGGCCUGGACACUGCCAACCAGCCACUAUCCAUGGAGGAGCGGAGAGGAAGCCGGAGCGCAGCCCUGCGACCCCCCCCACGUGACCCCUCACCAUGCUAGUCCCCCCACACACACACCUCAGAGCAGAGCGCCCAGUUUUAACCGUUUCUAUGAGAUAUGCAGUUUCAAUGUAGCAGCAGUGGAAGAAACAGCGUUGAGUCUAAAGACGUGCCGCCACAGGAUUCAACACGACAUGUUCUCAUCAUGACCUUCCGUUUUACACUUUUAUUUUGAAAUGUUUUGCGCUCCCCCCCCGACUUCCUUUCUCUCUCUUCACAUUCUCUUUCUCUCUUUUCAAUUUGCUGUCUGUCCUUCUCUCCAUCUUUUCUGCUUCCUCUGGUUGUUUAUGUUCUCAGUUAAGCACACGUUGCUCCACCUUAACACCAGUAACCCCCCCCCCCCCCCCCCCCCGUACCAAAAACAGGCCUGUUUAGCCCAGUGGAAUCAAUAAUCCCUUCAUUAGAACCCAAUCAGACGACAGCGCUUUAAGAAGCACUUAUGCAACACUCUCUUUGCUGUAUGUAAGCACAAGAAACAAAACGAAAUGAAAAGAAACAAAAAAAAUGAAAGUAUUAUUUUUAAAGAAAAGAAAAAUAAAGAAAAAGUUUGUCCUCCAGCCCACCGGGGGCAGUGGAGUGCUUCAGGUGUCUGACGGGCACGAGCCGGAGGGUCCACUUCUGCAGAUUUGGAAUCAGAUUGUUGAAUGUGUUCAAGUGCUUGUUGGAGUCAGGUGAUAGAUUUUGGGGCCAACUCUCGAGAUGGGUCUUUCUCUUUCUCUCUCUCUCUCUCUCUGUCUCUUGCUCUCUCUCUCUGUCUCUCACUCUCUCUUUCUUUCUCGUGCUCUUUCUUUCGAUCUCAUUUUUUCACUACUUUUCUCUGUCUCAAGAGUUCAGCUUCCUUAUCAUCAUGUGCAAUAAUAACUUUUUUGCCAUUUUUAUUCAAGGCGAGUUGAUUUGAUAAGUUGGCCUUCUUGGUGGCAAGUACAAAAAAUAUUUUGACAGUUCAGGUUUUUAAUUUUUUUUCUUUUUUUGAAGUUUUGUCUUUUUUUUUCUUUGGGUUUUUAAUUGCAUGUGAAGCAUUAUACUCAAGCAUAUACAAGCAAUUUUUGAUCUAGCUAGCCAAGACCCUCUGAUUGUAUUAACUUAAGUUUGUCCCGUUGUUGCCCUUAGAAGAAUUGAUAAAAAAUGAACCAAAACAUUAUCUACCUAAAUAUAUAAUUAUCUACCUAUAUAAUGCCAACAUUUAGAAAUCUUCAUGAAAAGCAAUUUUUGAGAACAUGUGUUUUCUGAACAAUAUCCAGUUGAAAUAUUUAGCACUUGCUCUAGUGCAUUGAAAUGCAUUUGUGAUGACAUUUGCCUUAAGUUUGAGAACCCCCCCCCCCCCCCCCCCAACUAUCCCCCCCCCCCCCAGGAGCAAAAUCGCCUAGGACUCCCCCUACCCCCUACCCAGCAUUGAGCUGAAUCCCACCCCACCAAAAGCAAAAGAAACCACAUGCGUACGCACACCACACAUCCCACCUUUCGCUCAGACUCAAGUCGAUCGAUAACGUCAAACAAAAGAAAAGGUGAACCAAGAAAAACAACAACAAAAAAAUUGAAAACAAAAAAAGUGUGUGUAGAACCUUUAGUCACUGUCUAAGACCGCUCCGUGGACCGUCACGUCGCUGUGGUCUCGUUCUUGUGCCAUUAGGACAACGGUCAAAAUUUGAAAACAACGAAAAACUGAAGAAAAAAAAAGAAUCCCGCAAAAGCCUGGUAGUUGUAGAGGGACACGCUGCUCCCCUCGUCUCCUCAGCUCUCGCUGUUUUCCUUUUCUGUUCAGCAGCAGCCCUGGGCUCCUGCUCUCCAACGGUCUAUCUAAAGUAGCUACAUGGUACCAAAUCUCUGGAUCACAACAUUGUUUCUUUCUUUCUUUUUUCUUGGAAGUUAUUUUAUUUUGCACUUGCAGGAGUGUGAGGUGGUGACAUGUCUGUGCUAAAGUACUUCUGUGUGUGUGUGUGUGUGUGUGUGUGUGUGUGUGUGUGUGUGUGUGUGUGUGUGUGUGUUUGUUUUCUUCUGUUUCUGCCUCGAGUCUCCCAGCAUUCUGCUUUCAACAGCAUAUAUAUCUAUAUAUAUCAGUGACAUUUUCAAAAGGAAAGAAAAAAAAAAAGCAGGUUUGUUUCCAAAGCCAAAUUAUUGCCUUUUAUUUCUGUUGCUGUAUGUUUAAAAUCCUAUUUUUUGAAUUUAACCAAUAUUAUUUUGCAUAUUGUAGAAAUCUAAUUUAUGUGAUUACUGUAUAAGCAACCAAAAUACUGCUUUCUCUCUUAAAUGAACUCUUGAAUGGUCUUACUGGGGAGCUUAACAGGCACAAGCGAGAGUCAUCUCUGCCUGUCCUGUGUGUGUGUGUGUGUGUGUGUGGGGGGGGGGGGGGGGGGGUGUUGUGUGUUUGGAGGGGAGGGGGGUGGGGGUGGGGGGGGGGGGGUGGGGGUCCUCUAGAUUAAACACAGGGUGUGUGAUUGGCACUUGUCUCACAGUGAGUUUGAGAGAGAUGAGUUCCAAAUGAGAAGUGCCUGAAGUAGAGUUCAGUCUAAUGGGGUGGGUACAGGGGGCCGUGCAGUGCCCACCAGUCUGGUGUCGUGGGUACAGGGGGCUGUGCAGUGCCCACCAGUCUGGUGUCGUGGGUACAGGGGGCAGUGCCCACCAGUCUGGGCGGAAACACACGACCCCUCGUUCCCUCUGUAGUACAGGGGUGUGGUCAGACACCAGGUGUAAGAUUAACCUGACUGGCCAGGAGGAAAGAAAACAUGUACAGCAGUCGCACAAAGACAGUCUCUGGAAUUAUUUUACCUUUUAGCACUGUUAGGCUGAGGGAAGCGAUCCCAGAUAGACACGCAAAGAUGUCUUCUGUGAUUAAUUAAUAGUCUUGCGUAACAUGGACUGAGGGAGGGGGGUGGGGGUCUCCGUGAGAAUCUUGAGUUGUGUGUAGGGAGGAUGCUGGCAUAUGGACACUUAUGUACCGCACAAAACAUGGAACAAACGUGAAACUUGGAGUGGGUGGGCGUCAUGGAAACUAGUCGCAUCCCAGUGAGUAGAUGCUUGGAGUGGGUGGGCCUUCCUCCACACGUUCAACUGGUUUUCAUUUUGCUGAUUCAUAAACAAGCGGCUUUACUCUGGUAUGGGCAGGUCUAUGGCAAAGCAUGAACAUUUUAAACCAGAAACACCUGAUUCAUGUGCUAUUAUACAUUAUGUGGAAACUCAAGGAUGAUUUGUCAUAAUUAAAUGCUUAUAUGCCUUAUUUUCAAUAUCAGAGGUGCGUUUGGAUGAAGCCCAUAGCCUAGAUGUAACCCAGGUACAUUCAAAACUUUGUGGGAAGCUCCUUUACAAGUCAACAGACACUUUUAGUUGCAGAUAGUGAUGGACUGGGCUUCUUUGGUCACACCAUUGUGGUCUACUCGACAGCCACAAGCUUCUACUACAUAAGCCGUCCACAGCAUCACUGAUCAUCGCAGAACUGGCCUCAAAUGACCAUGCAGCUCUCCACACUUCUAUCCAAAUAUGGCGUCAGUUCUAUCAGUUGUUCCUGCUACAAAUCUGCAUAUUUAAAUAAGAAAAGGGUGUGCAUGGUGUGCUCAACUGUGUAUGGUUAGCCAGUGAUGUCCAUAAGAUCAGUUUGCAUUUUUUUUUUUUUACCUCAAUGAGGCCCUUAAAUAAUGUUCCACUUAACAUAUCUUCUAGUAAAAAUGUGCCCCAAAUUAGUGCUGUUACUUAAGAUUUCACAGAAAUAUUUCACACAAAAAUGAGCUUGCUUCUGGAGGAGAAAUAUGCGCCCCCUCAUUUUAUUACAAUAAGCAACCGAACUGGGUUUUUGUUCUGUACAAAAAUGUUGAUAUUUGUAUAUUUUUAAUGGACCGAUAAAAUGUUAUAUUUUAUUAUAUCACUUCAUCAUAUACGGAAGACAGGCAUAACAAUUUUAUCCAUUAUUACUAUUAUCAAUUUCAUUUGUCCUUUCUGGCAAAAACAGCUUAACUCAGAGGGGACUUGGCAGGUUUGCAUCUGAUCAGUGGAAAUAAAGUGAGUAUUUUAAACUAAA
This is a messenger RNA of Alosa sapidissima (American shad), 6878 nucleotides long. It is a transcript of the gene ppp6r2a, whose product is annotated as protein phosphatase 6, regulatory subunit 2a. Gene Ontology annotation, cellular component: cytosol; nucleus. Lineage: Eukaryota; Metazoa; Chordata; Actinopteri; Clupeiformes; Clupeidae. The coding region runs from base 443 to 2476 and encodes 677 amino acids. The transcript is spliced from 17 exons. Gene Ontology annotation, molecular function: protein phosphatase binding; protein phosphatase regulator activity. The record is from RefSeq and is a predicted model, not a curated record.